AAUUGCAACAUCAUCAUGCCCGACGUCGAGAAAGAUAGCAUGUCCUCGCACGAUGCUCCGAAGGAGGAUACGAGCCCUCCCAAGCCUCCAAGCUUCCCCGAAGGAGGUCUGAAGGCAUGGCUAGCUGUUCUGUCCUGCUGGUGUGUCAUGUUCAACACAUUCGGCUACAUCAAUGCCUUUGGGAUCUACGAAGCCUACUACAAGAGCACGUUCCUCAAGGACGAAAGCGCGUCCAAUAUCGCCUGGAUUGGCUCUCUGCAAGCCUUCUUCAUGUUCUCCGCCGGCCUCAUCUCCGGCCCGCUGAUGGACCGCUAUGGCCCAAGGAUCAUCCUAAUCCCAUGCUCCCUCCUAUUCAUCCUCUCCGUCAUGCUCAACAGCCUCUGCAAAGAAUAUUACCAAUUCAUCCUGGCACAAGGCAUCCUCGGUGGCCUCGCGAACGGGCUCACCUACACGCCCACGCUCACAGCAGUGAACCAGUACUUCUUCCGGCGGCGCCCGCUCGCAAUGGGGAUCGCAUCAUCAGGCUCGUCCUUCGCAGGCAUCAUCCUCCCGAUCGCACUCAACCGCAUGCUCAACGCCUCAACGCUAGGCUUCGGCUGGACGGUCCGCAUCAUCGGCUUCAUCAUGCUCAGCCUCAGCCUGAUUGCCUGCCUAUGCAUCUCCUCCCCUGCACCGCGCCGCCAAACCGGCGCUCCCCUCCUCCUCGAAGCCUGGCAUCACCCAGCCUACACGCUGCAAGUAGCCGGCCUCUUCCUCGUAAUCUGGGCCCUCUUCACUCCCUUCUUCUACGUACCCGCCUACGCACAAUCCGUGAUCGGUCUCGACGUCGACUUCUCAAACUACCUCGUGGCAAUCAUAAACGCCGGCUCAUUCGCAGGCCGUCUGCUGACGGGGGUCUUCGCUAACCGCAUCGGGAGGUUCAAUAGCUUGGUCCUCUCGUCGGCGAUUUGCGGGCUGCUGAUCCUGUGUUGGCUGGCAGUGGACUCGAAGGGCGCGAUGGUGGCGUUCGCGGUGCUCUUUGGGUUCUUUUCCGGCUCGGUGAUCGGGCUGUUUACGGCGACGUUGGCGUUGACAGCGCCGAGGCCGAAUGUUAUCGGCUCGUAUAUGGGCAUGGCGUUGGGGGUGCUUAGUUUGGCUAGUUUGACGGGUACGCCCAUUACCGGCGCGAUGAUCAAUGCAUAUGGGGGGUAUGAGGCGGCGAUUAUCUUUGCGGGCGUGAGUGUGUUGCUGGGUGCGGUGGUGGUGGGCGUUGCGAGGGUUUGUUUUGCUGGGGGGAAGUUGGUGGCGUAG
Messenger RNA from Aspergillus homomorphus CBS 101889, 1290 nucleotides. Its product is annotated as MCT family MFS transporter. Lineage: Eukaryota; Fungi; Ascomycota; Eurotiomycetes; Eurotiales; Aspergillaceae. The transcript is spliced from 3 exons. Gene Ontology annotation, molecular function: transmembrane transporter activity. Gene Ontology annotation, biological process: transmembrane transport. Gene Ontology annotation, cellular component: fungal-type vacuole membrane. Bases 16 to 1290 code for a protein of 424 amino acids. The record is from RefSeq and is a predicted model, not a curated record.